GGCCUAUGGAAAAAUGAAAUCGGGAGCUUCUAGCUGGCUUUGAAGAAAAGGAGAAGCAGCACACGCGUCCAGGGGGCUUCAUACACGGUCCAGCAGCUAUCUUCACGCACGCGGGCAACAGCUUUUAAGAGGAGUGACGUCCAGCAACUAUGGCAGCAGCGGGUGUGCACGAAGAAGCCACGACCCAAAUGCGGAGCUUCCAGAAGGAAAUCCAGCACGUUCAUUUUGGAGAGGUGCAACAGAACAGCUUUGAAUUGGUACAGCAGCCCACACUUGGCACGUCCAGCAAGCUUUGAGGAAGCCUUUACGUCCAGCUGCUGCACACGCACAGAAUGAAGCACGCUGGAUGAGAGGAGAAAAGUGGGCUGGUCCACGUGAAGUCCAGCAGCGUCCAGCAACACGCGUGAAGCAGCGGACCCAUAAGCAAGCUUGAGAGGAGCGUCCAACAGCUUGGAAGUGGUGUGUGCAUGGAGAGAAAGGGUGUGACGGGCAGCAGCAUGUGGUGGCAAAAGAAGAAGCGGUCCAGCAUCCAACAGGUCCAGCAGGGGGCACGAGAGUAGGACUUGGAAUUUUGCAAUAAGGAGGGGGUCCAGCCGCCAUACUAAGGGAGCUUUCUUGAACGUUUUUUUGGAGACAUGGGAUUCUUUCUCACUUUGGAGGACGAAGGGGGAUAGAAUGACUUGGCUAUUUUGGAAAGAGCCACUUAGAGAGCAGAUGCGGAGAAUGGUUGAGGUGUGCUCCAGCUGCCAUGGAUAUUGAGAAAUGAAGUGGUACACACGGUGACGCUGCAGUAGUGUAGAAGGGUUUUCGUUUUCUUUUCUGUGUUGGAAUCGAGAAGAAUUUUGAAGAGCAUGUGGUCUUGUUUUUAUCUUCAUGUUUGAACCAGAUUUUUAUUUUUAUAUUCUAUGAAAUUAUAGUGUUAUUUUACUGUGAAGAAGUGUGCAUGUUGGCAGCCUUUAUCACUUUCAUUUGGUGAUUUAAUGCUUUGGAGAUUUCUUUUCUUUGUGAAAUGAAGAAGUAGAUUAGGUGGGAGUAGGUGCUGUCAAAUCCAAUUAGGCUUUCUUUUUCUUUUAGAAAUCAAACACGGUGAUACUUUUCUUCUAAACCAUUAGGAUUUAGUCCAGUAGGUGGGACCUUUUCUUUGCACUUCUUUUGUCUUUUCAUUAUUUGUCUUGGAGAAGAAUGGAGAGGCACGGAUCCCAUGGAGAAAGUGGUGUGUUGUCACGGCUUAGGAGAUGCACAAGCUUUCAUUUUAAUUUUUGAAGAAGCGGUGCUGUUGCACGCAAAUGGUGAUCGAAUUUGGAGAAAUUUCAAGCUUUUCAAUUUAUAUUCUACUUUAAAGAAGCACCAUGCUCAUUUAUUUGCUAGCAUUUAUUUUAAGUGUUGAUUUCAUGAUGAAUAGCAUUUCACUUUAGCUACUUUUUUUAUUUUUAUUAUCUCUUGCAUUUUAUUGUUCAUUAUUUUCUUCAUUGUUGCAUUUUGUCAUUGCGUUUUACUGUUCAUCUUAUUUUCAAAUGUUGUUUCAAUCUCGGUUUGCUUUACUGAUGCUUCUCAUGUUGCGUUUAACGUUUAAGUUUAUUUGGUGCAUUUCAAUUAGGCUGCUGUUAUGUUUUCUGCGCAUUUAUUGUUCCAGCAUUUUAUUUUCAAAUAUUGAUGAAUUCUGCAUUCUCUGAUUUUGAUGUCUUUUACCAUUCGGCCUUGAUGUUUGACAUUUAUUUUCAAUUAUGUUUGAUUGUAUUUGAUUUCCAGUUUCAAUUUAGUUUAUUUCUAAUCACAAAAACACUUUCAAAACCCCCCCACUACGUGUUUGAUCUGAGACUGAACCGCAAUUUGGUCCUUGAGAGACGACCUAGGAGUCACUUCCUAGUUUAUACUGCAUUAAAUUUGCAAUCAAUUUUUGUGUGAGGUGCGACCCUCUCAACAAAAUGGCGCCGCUAUCGGGGACCAACGGUUUGGUUUUAGGUCUUUUGUGUUGAUAAUGUGUUGUUUGUGUGUCGUGUUUUGUCUUGUAUGUUUGAGUGUGUGUGAUUUGUUUGCUUAGGUUGUUUUGUGUGUUCAAAAUUUUUGUGAUAUCGUUUCAUGAUUUUAGGGUGUUGUGACUUAGUGCAUGACUAGGGGAAAUCCUGGGCCUAUACCACCCUUUGAUCCUGAGAUUGAUAGAACUUUUCAUAGGUUAGCUAGACAUUCUAGAAAUUUAUCUUUAGAGUCUGUUUUUGAGUCUGUUCCAUUGGAUACUGUGCAUCCCACUGCUGAGUACUUUGUGCAUACUGCAUCUACUGCAUCUGUUGCAUCUGCACGUGAUUCUGAUUCUGAUUCUAUUGUUUUUCGCACUGAGAACAAUAUGGCACAACCUCCACCUCGCGAGAGGACUUUUAGGGAGAUGGCUGCACCUGAUUUCGAUAUCGAAAGCUUGUGCAUCCAAUAUCCUGAUGAGGACGUUCCAUUUGUUCUCAAGACUGGACUGAUCCAUUUGUUGCCCAAGUUUCAUGGUCUUGCAGGUGAGAGUCCUCAUAAGCAUUUGAAGGAAUUCCACAUUGUCUGUUCUAGUAUGAAACCACAUGAUGUUCCUGAAGAGCACAUCUUCUUAAAGGCAUUUCCUCAUUCAUUGGAAAAUGUUGCUAAGGAUUGGUUGUAUGGUUUGGCGCCUAGAUCCGUCACUAGCUGGGAUGAUCUGAAGAGGCUAUUCUUAGAUAAAUUUUUUCCAGCAGCCCGGACCACAGCUAUCAGAAAAGACAUAACUGGGAUUAGGCAGCUUGGUGGAGAGAACUUAUAUGAGUAUUGGGAGAGAUUCAAGACACUUUGUGCUAGUUGUCCCCACCAUCAGAUACCUGAGCAUCUCCUUGUCCAGUAUUUCUAUGAGGGUUUGAACAACAUGGACCGUGGUAUGAUUGAUGCUGCCAGUGGUGGAGCUCUUGGAGACACCACACCUGUUGAGGCCAGGCAAUUGAUUGAGAAGAUGGCCUCCAACUCCCAGCAGUUUAGCACCAAGAAUGAUGCCAUUGUGGUGAGGGGCGUACAUGAUGUUGUUGCCCAGUCUUUAUCAGCUGUUGAAAGCAAGUUGGAAGGAAAUAUUGACUCUCUUACGAAGUUGGUGACACAGUUGACUACCAACCAGAGAUCUGCAGCUCCAUCUGCAUCUGUUGCACGGUUAUGUGCUAUUUGUCCUUCCAGUGACCACUAUACAGAUGCUUGUCCUUCUUUGCAGCACUCUGCUGCCUCUGAUGCGCCUCAGGCUUAUGCUACGAACAUCUACAACAACAGGCAGCAACAACAGCAAAAUCAUGACUUAUCCAGCAACAGGUACAACCCAGGGUGGAGGAAUCACCCCAAUCUGAGAUGGAACAAUGCGCCACAACAUCAACAGCAGGCACCACCUUUCCAGAAUGCUGGAGCACCUAACAGAUAUGUGCCUCCACCUAUGCAACAACACCAGAGGCAACAACAAUAGCAGCAACAAGAGGCACCUGCCCAACCAGUUUCCCAACCUUCCACUUCGUCUGAACCUUCAUUGGAAGAGUUAGUGAGACAGAUGACUAUGCAAAACCUACAGUUUCAGCAGGAGACUAGAGCUUCCAUACAGAGUCUCACUAACCAGAUGGGUCAGAUGGCUACUCAGAUAAAUCAGGCGCAGUCUCAGAAUUCGGAUAAGUUACCAUCCCAGACUGUGCAGAACCCAAGGAAUGUGAGUGUCAUAACCCUCAGAUCAGGGAAGCAGAUUGUUGUGCCUUCAGAGCCCGCUUCUACACCUACACCCGUGCCUGCCACUUGUCCUAGAAAGAACGACCAUGACGGUCCAAGCAGGGCAUUUGAGGUGGGUGAAUCUUCUUCUCCAGCCGGUGGUUCUUCUUCAGGUGGAUCUUCUCCCUCUUCCACCACCACCGCUGUCGCACCUUCUCCAUUGGUUGACCGACCUAUCCCUCUACCAUUCCCUUCACGGGCACUUCCUAGCAAAAAGAUGGAAGAGGUGGAUAGGGAAAUUCUGGAGACCUUCAGGAAAGUAGAGGUGAACAUACCUCUACUCGAUGCCAUCAAGCAGAUACCGAAGUAUGCCAAAUUCUUGAAGGAGCUGUGCACACACAAGAGGAGGAUGAAGGGAAAUGAGAGGAUUAGCAUGGGAAGGAAUGUAUCUACGCUUAUUGGUAAGUCGGUCCCGCACAUCCCUGAAAAGUGCAAGGACCCAGGUAUAUUUUGCAUUCCUUGUGUGAUUGGAAACAAUAAAUUUGAAAAUGCCAUGCUUGAUUUGGGUGCUUCUGUUAAUGUCAUGCCUUUGUCUAUAUAUGCAUCUUUGUCUCUUGGACCUUUGCAAACCACGGGUGUGGUCAUUCAGUUGGCCAAUAGGAGUGUUACCCACCCAGCAGGUUUCAUAGAGGAUGUCUUGGUUAGGGUUGGUGAAUUGAUUUUUCCUGCUGACUUUUAUGUUUUGGAAAUGGAGGAGGGAUUCUCUCAUGGAUCCGCUCCCAUUAUCUUAGGCAGGCCAUUCUUGAAAACUGCCCGAACUAAGAUUGAUGUGUAUGCUGGAACUUUGUCUAUGGAAUUUGCUGAUAUUGUUGUUCAUUUUAAUAUCCUUGAUGCAAUGAAAUUUCCAGCUGAGGACCAUUCUCUGUUUAGGAUCGAUGCAUUGGAUGACAUUAUUGAUAAAUAUGUUGUUGAUGAUUUUGAUUCUAUGCAUAAGAAAGAGCAUUCUUUUCUAUCUUCUCUACAUACAUGCAUUGAAUCUGAAUUUGAGAAUGAUGUUGAUUUUGAAGAGAAUUUUGAUAUCCAUGAUGUUGAUGAUGUUUUUGAUAUGGAUGAUGUUGAUAAUGUAAUUGUCAUGGAUAUGGAUUUGGAGCUUGAUGAGAUAGGUGUUCCGCCUUUACCUGUGAAUUCUUUGGAGUCAGAAUGCACUAACCACUUUGUAGGAAGUACAAAUGAAUCUGACUUGCAGGCACCUACUCUUGAGUUGAAACAGCUCCCAGAUAACCUCAAGUACGUGUACUUGGAGGAUUAUGAGAAGAAACCGGUGAUCAUUUCCACCUCCCUUGAUUCUGUUCAAGAGGAGAAGUUGCUUGGUGUGCUGAGGAAGCACAAGAAGGCCAUUGGUUGGAGUUUGGCUGACAUACCUGGUAUUAGCCCAUCCACAUGCAUGCAUAGAAUUCUUUUGGAAGAUGGGGCAAGGCCAGUGAGACAGCCACAAAGAAGGCAAAACCCCGUGAUCAUGGACGUCAUCAAGAAGGAGGUGACCAAGCUUUUGCAAGUUGGGAUCAUCUACCCUAUUUCAGACAGUCAGUGGGUUAGCCCCAUCCAUGUUGUGCCCAAGAAAAUUGGCCUCACUGUGGUGAAGAAUGAGAGGGAUGAGCUUAUCCCAGCUAGAGUGCAGAACAGUUGGAGAGUCUGCAUUGACUAUAGGAGGCUCAACCAAGCAACCAGGAAAGAUCAUUUCCCCCUGCCAUUCAUUGAUCAGAUGCUGGAGCGCCUGGCAGGUAAAUCUCAUUAUUGUUUUCUUGAUGGUUUUUCUGGUUACUUUCAAAUAAAUAUUGCACCUGAGGAUCAAGAAAAAACCACAUUCACCUGCCCCUUUGGCACUUUUGCCUAUAGGAGGAUGCCCUUUGGUCUAUGCAACGCCCCUGGUACCUUCCAGCGGUGCAUGCUUAGCAUUUUUAGCGACUUUCUUGAGAAUUGCAUAGAGGUGUUUAUGGAUGAUUUUACUGUGUAUGGAUCCUCCUUUGAUGCAUGUUUAGACAGUCUGGAAAAAGUUUUGAAAAGAUGCAUAGAAACAAACCUUGUUCUCAAUUUUGAGAAAUGUCACUUCAUGGUUGGACAAGGUUUGGUUCUAGGGCAUAUCAUUUCUGAAAAGGGAAUAGAGGUAGACCCUGCUAAGAUAUCUGUGAUUUCGCAGUUACCUUACCCCUCUUGCGUGCGAGAGGUGCGAUCUUUUCUUGGACAUGCAGGUUUCUACAGGCGCUUCAUCAAAGGUUUCAGCAAGAAAGCGCUUCCCUUGUCCAGACUGCUGCAGAAAGAUAUUGACUUUUCUUUUGAUGACAAAUGCAAGCAGGCGUUUGACUGCCUGAAGGAAGCUUUGACCACCGCCCCUAUCAUUCAGGCACCGGAUUGGACAGCCCCAUUUGAGCUCAUGUGUGAUGCAUCUAAUUAUGCAUUAGGGGCUGUCUUGACAUAGAAAAUUGACAAGCUGCCGAGAGUGAUCUACUAUGCUUCACGCACUUUGGAUGUUGCCCAGGCAAAUUAUACCACCACUGAAAAAGAGUUGUUGGCAAUUGUUUUUGCCCUUGAUAAGUUUAGGUCAUAUUUUCUUGGAUCACCUGUUAUUGUGUAUACUGACCAUGCAGCUCUAAAGUUUCUGUUGAAAAAGGCGGAGUCAAAGCCUAGAUUGAUCAGGUGGAUGCUACUCCUCCAGGAGUUUGACUUGCAAAUUGAAGACCGGAGUGGAGCACGAAAUUUGGUUGCAGACCACCUAAGCCGGAUUGAAAAAGCUGGGAAUGAAGCUGAUGUGUUGCCCAUACAGGAUACCUUUCCUGACGAGAGUUUGUUGAUGAUUUCUUACUCUCACCCUACUCCUUGGUUUGCACACAUUGUAAAUUAUUUGGUUGCUUCUGUUUUUCCUCCCUUAGCAUCACGUGCUCAGAUUGCUAAAAUUAAGAGUGAUGCUAAGUAUUAUGUUUGGGAUGACCCAUAUCUGUGGAAGUUGUGCAGUGACCAGGUUACUAGGAGAUGCAUUCCGGACCAUGAGAUUGACUCGGUCCUGCAGUUCUGUCAUGCCUCCUCACCUGGUGGUCAUCUGGGGAUACAGAGAACAGCUCGCAGAGUGCUUGACUGUGGUUUCUAUUGGCCUUCCAUCUUCAAAGAUGCGGAGAAGAUUUGCAGCACUUGUGAACCUUGUCAGAGAGCAGGAGGAUCAAUUUCACAAAGACAAGAGAUGCCUCAACAACCUAUGUUGUUCUGUGAGGUGUUUGAUGUAUGGGGUAUAGAUUUCAUGGGUCCUUUUCCUGUUUCUUUUGGUUUCUGUUAUAUUCUCCUUGCUAUGGAUUAUGUUUCAAAAUGGGUGGAAGCUAGAGCCACCAGGACUAAUGAUGCUCGGGUUGUUGUAGAUUUUGUUAGAUCUCACCUCUUUUGCAGGUUUGGAGUGCCUAGAGCAAUUGUUAGUGAUCAAGGAACCCAUUUUUGCAACAGAUCCAUGCAAGCUUUGCUCAAGAAAUAUGGGGUGACGCACAGAGUUUCUACACCUUACCACCCCCAAACAAAUGGGCAGGCUGAGAUCUCCAACAGGGAGAUUAAGAGGAUUUUGGAGAAGAUUGUCCAGCCCAACAGGAAAGAUUGGAGCAAUAGGUUGGACGAUGCUCUUUGGGCUCACAGGACAGCUUACAAAGCACCGAUAGGGAUGUCUCCCUACCGGGUUGUCUUCGGAAAAGCAUGUCACCUACCGGUCGAGAUUGAGCAUCGAGCAUAUUGGGCUGUGAAGAUUUGCAACUUCUCCAUGGACCAAGCUGGAGAGGAAAGGAAGUUGCAACUGAAUGAAUUGGAUGAGAUCCGAUUGGAGGCAUAUGAGAACUCGAAGUUCUACAAGGAAAGGACAAAGAAGUUCCAUGAUAGUUCUAUUGUUAGAAAGGACUUCGAGGUUGGCCAACAGGUUUUGUUGUAUAACUCUAGACUCGGCCUCAUGGGUGGUAAGUUGAGAUCAAAAUGGACUGGACCUUUUGUUGUGACUAAUGUUUAUCCUUAUGGUGCAGUAGAGAUCCAAGGUCCAUCUACAGCUAAAAGUUUCAAGGUGAACGGGCAUAGACUGAAGCCUUUCCUCAGCAACCCUUCUUUAUUGGAUGUAGUGGUGGAGGAGACGUCUUUGGUCCACCCCACCUAUCCUUCCAUCUGACUCAGGGAGUUUCUUUUCUCCUUUCUCCCUCACUUUUAUUGCACUUUGUCGAUAUCUGAUGACUGUUCUGAUUGUUUGAUCUACUGAUUGUGACACACUGAGGACAUUGUGUCGUUUAAGUGUGGUCUAUUAGGGGAGGUUGUUUCUUUGUUCAUGUUUCGGUUUUUAUGUAGUUUGUUGUGUCUUGUGUACAAUUUUGCAUGCUUUUCGUGAAUUCUGGAUUGUGGUUAGGUUGUCAGUUUUCCUUCACUUCAUUGAUACUCUGAGAUGUUAGAUUCCUUGCUUUUCUUUGCUUGGAAGAUGAUCAUGAUGUUUGAGAGUUGAAUUGAUUGUGACACAAAUGCCCUGUGUGAGAACUUGAGCCACUUUAUGUUCUUUGUUGUGUGUGAUAUGUCUCUUGAUUGCUUGCACAUAUGCCUUGGCUUGACUCUUGUUGAUAAUUCUUGAUUGAUAUGCAUGUUUGGAAGUGACAAAGGCAGUUUUGUUCUUGAGCCUCUCUAGCCAAAUAAGCUUACCUUGUUCUAAUCCUUUGAAAACCCUUUUUGAGCCUAUACUUUCCCCCAUUUCUUUGUUUUGAAUGCUCAUACACUAGCCCUACGUGAAAAACCAUGAUUACCUUAACCUUAGGGAAUUUUGGAGCUUGGGAAGUGUUUUGGGAACAAGUGUGGUCUCUUGGGGGUUUCUGAUGAGUUGGCUAGUUGGUUCCUCUUCUUGUUUUGUUUUGGUAAAUAUAUGUGUAUCUUGUCUUUUACAGUUUUGUUUUGAAAAGAGAGAAAAGAAAAGAGACAGGAUGAUGAAAAAAAAAAUAAUAAAUAGAGAAAAAUGAGGAUAAAAAAAAAAUUUGUGAAUAAUGGAGUCAAGAAGAGGAUGGAAUUCGAGGUUGUGGGUGUGUUUGAAUGUGUUUACACUUGUUCCCCAUUGCUCCUUUGUUCCUUAUGGUUUGUAGCUUCUUAUCCAGAUAUAUCCUGCCUUGUCCUUGGCCCCAUUACAACCAUGAAAAGACCUUUUGAUUUGAACAUGCAUAUGUUUCUGAGUGUUGAUAUUAGUGGCUUGCCAAGUCUGUUGUUGUUUGCUUUCUUGAGUGCAUUGAGUGACAUUGAUUUACCUUAAACACUUGAGAGAAACACCGAUUGUGUGCAUCUGUGAGGCUCUGUUGCUUUUGAUUCAUCUCUUGAACUGAUUGACUGUUUCCCUUGUACUGAACUGUUUGGAUGAUUCUUUGAGUAGUUGCUUUCAUUGACUCUGUGUGGGAUUCUGCCUAUACCUUUUACCGUCCAGAUUUUGUGAGAAUUGUGCAACUGUGUUUCUGUUUUGGAGUCUUUGUUGUCUGUCUGUCGAGUCUGUGUCAGCUUCCUGAUGUUUGAGUAGUUCCCUAGUUUUCGUUUUGGUUUUGCCCAGGAGUGCAAAAGACUAAGUGUGGUCUAUUUUGAUAAGUCGUUAUUUCUUGAAUUAUAUUUAGUUUAUUGCACUUAAAUGAACCAGGGAAUUGUGUUUAAUUGUUUGUUAUUUCCCCGUUUUCCGAAUUCUGCUUAAUUUGGUCGGAAAUUUGUAAUUGUGCUAAUUUGGGUUUUCUGAGUUGAUUAAGUGCAUUUUUGAAGUGUAGGAAAAUUUCGGAAAUACAUUUUGGGAAAUCAGGAAGAAUGCCAAAUAAAUUCAAGAUUCUCCACACAGACAUUUUUGAAUUAAUUAAAUUGUAAUUCAGUAGUUUAGAAUUUUUGAAUCAACUCUUAUAUUUUGGGUCAAUUUUUGGUAAAUUAGAUUAGACCCAAAAAUUAGAAGUGACUGACUUGGACCCUAGGGUUUUUCUUUUGUGUGGACCCCACCCUCAUUAAAGGGGAGACACACGGCCUUUAGGUUAGGCCGCCACUUGCCAUUUGCACUGUACACACUCUCGGCUCUUAGUUUUCGGAAUUCUUUUGGCUGAAAACGCGGGGAUUGAUGAACGGAGACAUUUUUUUCUUUUUUCCCUUUUUGCUUGAGCGCUGUUCUUCAAUCAUGAAUGAAAAGAUGAUUUUGACUCUGCAUUUCUGAUUUAUUCAUUGCCGCUUCCAAUUGGUUACAGAGCUUUUUAUUGAAUGUUCUUUUCUCCUUGUGAUUCCACACACUGUUACGGGACAUGGGUUGCAUUUUCUUUUAUUCUGCCAUCUUCAUUUUAGCACGUUGAGAAGUGUGGCUUCACGGAGGGGAAGAAGGCCUUUCAUUCUUCUUGCUGGCAGCGUGCACACGCUUGUGGGACGGGGUUCAAGAAGGAGCAAAGGCAAGGAUGUGGUGCCACGGUGCUAGAAGAAUGGCAUGAAGUCACGGUGCUGAUUCAUGGAAGAUGAGAGAAGAGGUGUUGCCACGUGCUGGAAUGCUUGAACCGAGAAAGUGGGUGCACGGAGAAUGAACUGGAAGCUUGCACACGGAUGUUGUUUCAAUUGGAAGCUUCCUAUUCAAUUUCUUCUCACUUUGCAAAGAGUACGGUGCUUUGAUUAUGCUACGAGUAGGUGUCACGGUAUGGCUGGAUGGAAUAAGCAAGGAGCAAUUUUAUUGAAUGAAAAAAAGAAGGCUGCACGGUGAAGAAGUGAGAUUGAGAUGGUAUUAGGUGUCACGGUCUUGAAAGGAAGAAGGAAGUGGGGUCUUGGCUUUUGAAUGCUGCACGGAACCCAGAGGUGAAGUUGAGGUUACGGUUGGAAGCAUAAAAGGGAGGAAGCAUCACAGUAGUGAGGGCACGACUUCUAGAAGAAAAGAGAAUUGUUUUUCCAAUUGUGUGAGAAUGAAAAAAAAUAGCAAAAUUGGUGGUGUGCACGGUGAUUGAAUGAUGGGACGUGUGAAGGUAUUUGGCAGCCCAAUGUGUACCACUCAUUUUCUUUAUUGAUUUAAGAAUGAAGAAGUAGAGUAGGUGAAUUGUGUGGUGCAUGGUGAUGGCUGGAAGAGUGGCCCACGGGUAUUGGAUGCAUUUCCUUUAUUUUUUUUUAGCAUGAAUGGAUAACUUAGGAGUAGCAAGGUACGGUGAUAGCUUCAAUUUUAAUUUCUUUAAAUUCCUUUUGCAAAAAUGAGUGGACCAUAUGCGAUUAAAGGAUUAUAGAAGUUGGAAGUUCAUGUCUGGAAGGAAGAAACAUCCAAAUUGUUUUGAUAUUUUUUUCUUUGCUUGCCACAUAAUGUCACGGUCAUGGAGUAGUUCCUUAUAAGCAAUUGUAAUUUUUAAUUUCUUUUGAUAGAUGAAUGAGUGGUUAAUGGUAGAGAAGUUUUAUUUUCUUGCUUUCAUUUAUA
Messenger RNA from Vigna angularis (adzuki bean), 11113 nucleotides. RefSeq lists its product as uncharacterized. The record is from RefSeq and is a predicted model, not a curated record. NCBI's taxonomy places the organism in Eukaryota, Viridiplantae, Streptophyta, Magnoliopsida, Fabales, Fabaceae. The transcript has a single exon. The coding region runs from base 2108 to 3448 and encodes 446 amino acids.